AUUAUGUUCUAUACUUCACCAUAUUCAAGAGCCAGACAGACAUGUAACAACAUCAUUGAGGGAAUCAAAGAUCUUCCAGGGGUAGAUUAUACCAUUCGUGAAGAAACACGGAUGCGUGAACAGGAUUUUGGAAACUUCCAAGCCACUCCAGAGGAGAUGGAGCGCAUCUGGGAAGAAAGAGCUCAUUAUGGCCAUUUCUUUUAUAGAAUCCCACACGGGGAGUCUGCUGCUGACGUGUAUGACAGAAUUGCCAGUUUCAAUGAAUCACUAUUCAGACAAUUUCAGCAGGACGAUUUCCCUAACAUUUUGGUGUUGGUGACGCAUGGAAUCUGGGCAAGAGUGUUUUUGAUGAAAUGGUUCAGAUGGAGCUACGAAGAGUUUGAGCUGUUGAAAAACAUUCCUCAUUGCCAUUAUUUGAUUAUGAAAAGACAUGAUGGAGGCAAGUUCUUCCUCAAGACACGUUUGCUCACGUGGGAUGAUGUGGACGAGGAUGACAUUGAUGCCCAGGUCGUCAAGGAGGUUGGAGACGAGGUCUGUUUCAACUCUCAAAAUAAACUUACCAAUCCCGAAGAUCUUGAUAUCAGCGGGAUUAUCGAGGCUCAGAAAAUCGCCAUUAGACAGUUGCGGGAGAAAAACAAAAAGAUUAAGGAAGCCUACGACAAGAUACACAGCAACGGCAAUGGCUACACCGAUUACCGUGAGAAGAUGGUUUCUCGGUUCAAGUUGGAUAACCAGAGUGUGGUAAAUAGUGUUGAGAAUCUUAGCGGACAAUUAUCUCCAACGAGAAACUUUUCGCCUAGUAUAUCUGGGACAUUGUCGCCUCCAUCUCGUUGAGCAUGGUUGUCUAUUUAUUUCGUAUUUGCAUUGGUUCAUAUAUUCACUUCAUUCAGGAGACGUUUAAUACAUUGAAU
Scheffersomyces stipitis CBS 6054 is the source of this 911-nucleotide messenger RNA. RefSeq names its product acid phosphatase. Bases 4 to 834 code for a protein of 276 amino acids. The transcript has a single exon. The record is from RefSeq and is a predicted model, not a curated record. Lineage: Eukaryota; Fungi; Ascomycota; Pichiomycetes; Serinales; Debaryomycetaceae. Gene Ontology annotation, molecular function: phosphatase activity.